This is a messenger RNA of Ostrea edulis (European flat oyster), 1410 nucleotides long. Its product is annotated as tyrosine-protein phosphatase non-receptor type 7-like. The record is from RefSeq and is a predicted model, not a curated record. Gene Ontology annotation, molecular function: protein tyrosine phosphatase activity. Bases 26 to 1180 code for a protein of 384 amino acids. The transcript has 11 exons. Lineage: Eukaryota; Metazoa; Mollusca; Bivalvia; Ostreida; Ostreidae. Gene Ontology annotation, biological process: protein dephosphorylation.
UGAAGACACACCUAUUACUAAGGAAAUGGACGACAUACAAGAGGUCAGCUCCAACAGAGGGGACCAGACUCAGUCCAUCAUAGUGCUGUUUGUUCUCGUGGUGAUAGCUGUGGUUUUGGUUUUUAUUGUGGCUUUCCGCUUUAAAAAAAGAACAAAAACACCAAAAGUGCAAAUCAAUGAGGAAAAUGUCUUUUCCGUGGAAUUACAUGGAGUAGAAUCACGAAACGAAUACGAACUAGAGGAGAUUCCCCAGAACGAGGUUGGCGAUGUUGAGGAUGAAAUCAUCACCGUAGAGUACAGUAAUCUGACGUCACAAAGGGUCUCCAUUGAUCAGUUCAUCAGAGAAUUACCAGAAAAAAGAAGCAACGGAAUCCUGGAGAAAGAAUUCGAUGAACUUCCUACUGGACUACUAGAGUCCUAUUCCAAUGCUCUGAAGGCUUCCAGUAGAAAGGGGAAUCGAUACAAAGGAAUUUAUCCAUAUGAUUAUAAUUGCGUGAAAUUGAUGAGAACAUAUGCAAAUGAGAACGAUGACUUUGUCAAUGCAUCUUACAUACAUGGUUUCAACAAAGAGCGAGCGUACAUAGCCGCACAAGGUCCUUUUAAUCCCAAGACGUUAGAGGAUUUCUGGACGAUGAUCUGGCAGAAUGACGUCACAAGGAUCGUCAUGCUGACCAACCUUUACGAAGGAGAUAGGAUGAAGUGUCUGAAGUACUGGCCGGACACGGAUCUGGACAUCGGUCAAUACACCAUAAGACUGGACAAUGUGGAUGUGUACGACCACUACGUGCUGAGAUAUAUGGUUGUUCAUUGUCAGGAAGAGGAGAAGAAAGUGAUCCAGUUUCACUUCACCACCUGGCCAGACAAUUACAUUCCUGAUGAUCUGACGUCACUCUUUUACUUCCGUAACCUGGUCGGAAAUGGAUUGACCACAUCUGAUGGACCGAUAGUCGUUCAUUGCAGUGCUGGAAUUGGGAGAACUGGAACAUUCAUAUCAUUUGAUUACCUCCUGGAAGAGGGCGCUGCAGAACAGACAGUUGAUGUCAAGGGAUACAUUGCUUCUUUAAGACAGCAGCGCGGAGGAUCUGUGCAAACUUGUGACCAGUACAUCUUUCUUCAUGAGGCACUUGUGGAAGGAAUUUCAAACAGCAAUGUUCACCAUGGUUGUCUAUCUGUGUUGUAACAUAUGGGUAUAUGAGAAAAAUAUAACAUACUUACACACAAAUAGUUUGCUUCAUUUUCACAUAAGGAGACAUCAAUAUGACAAGAGUGUUUCGAUGUCACGUAACAGGAACAUAAGAAUACCAAAGUACACUUCAUUCCGUCGUGCAUUGUUCAUUUGUAUAUUCUAUGCAGAUUAUUGUUUCAAAGUAUGAUUUUCUUCAUGUCUUAUUUAAAAAAAAUCGCAUUCCU